AUGAAUAAUGCCUCAGGGCUCCUGGGAACAGCCAGCAUCCCCCUGUUAGUGACCUGGCCACAGUCCAGCCCCUCGCCAGCCAUGACCGUGGUGCCCACCGGGCCGCAGAUGGACCAUGUGGGGAACGACUCCCAGGGUGCCCCACGGCUCUUCCUCACCACUACACUGGCCCAAGGCAUCUCAGGUGUCUUCGUGUGGACAGCCCUGGUGCUCACCUGUCACCAGAUAUACCUGCACCUGCGCUCCUACACCGUGCCCCAUGAGCAGCGCUAUAUCAUUCGGCUGCUCCUCAUCGUGCCCAUCUACGCCUUCGACUCCUGGCUCAGCCUCCUCCUCCUGGGAGACCACCAGUACUACGUCUACUUUGACUCCGUGCGGGACUGCUACGAAGCCUUUGUCAUUUACAGCUUCCUGAGCCUCUGUUUCCAGUACCUGGGGGGCGAGAGUGCCAUCAUGGCUGAGAUUCGGGGGAAGCCCAUCAAGUCCAGCUGCUUCUAUGGCACCUGCUGCCUGCAGGGCAUGUCCUACUCCAUCGGGUUCCUGCGAUUCUGCAAGCAGGCCACACUGCAGUUCUGCAUUGUGAAGCCCAUCAUGGCCUUGACCACCAUCGUCCUGCAGGCAUUCGGCAAAUACCAUGACGGAGACUUCAACAUCCGCAGUGGCUACCUCUAUGUGACCCUGGUCUACAACGUCUCCGUCAGCCUGGCCCUCUACGCCCUGUUCCUUUUCUACUUCGCCACCAGGGAGCUCCUACGGCCCUUCGAGCCCAUCCUCAAGUUUCUCACCAUCAAGGCGGUCAUCUUUCUGUCCUUUUGGCAGGGGAUGCUGCUGGCCAUCCUGGAGAGGUGUGGGGUCAUCCCCGAGGUCCAGACCAUCGACGGGAGCAGGGUAGGGGCCGGCACACUGGCUGCAGGCUACCAGAACUUCAUCAUCUGCAUCGAGAUGCUGUUCGCUUCUAUCGCCCUGCGGUACGCCUUCACCUGCCAGGUGUACUCAGAGAAGAAGGAGAACUCGCCAGCCCCCACAGCACCCAUGCAGAGCAUCUCCAGUGGCCUCAAGGAGACCAUGAGUCCCCGAGACAUCGUGCAGGAUGCCAUCCACAACUUCUCCCCUGCCUACCAGCACUACACGCAGCAGGCCACGCAUGAGGCCCCAAGGCCCGGCCAGGGUGUGCACCCCUCACCCAGCCCCCACCCCAGCACAGCCGGUGGCUCUGGUGGGGGCAGGAAGAGCCGGAACAUAGAGAAGAGGAUGCUGAUCCCUUCAGAGGACCUAUAGGAGGGCCUCGAGGUUGCCACCACCUGGCUGGGGACCCAGGUUGCCCAGGUCUCUGGAAAGAAACAGGGCUCCCCACCCACCAACCCUCUUGCCAAAGGUCAAGCCUCUCCC
Molecule: messenger RNA, 1389 nt
Organism: Cynocephalus volans (Philippine flying lemur)
Lineage: Eukaryota; Metazoa; Chordata; Mammalia; Dermoptera; Cynocephalidae
Gene: TMEM184A
Product: transmembrane protein 184A
Exons: 8
Coding region: 1-1278 (425 amino acids)
Biological process (GO): transport
Cellular component (GO): early endosome membrane
Molecular function (GO): transporter activity
Source: RefSeq, a predicted model, not a curated record